CGGCCUGUAGCCAGGUGAGGCCAGAACCUCCAUUUCAGAAGCUUCCUCUAGAAUCCGUCGCUGUGGUUACUUCCAGUAGAAUGUUUCAGGAAGAGGUUUGUCUGCGCGGGACAGCAGCGCCAUUCAUCACUACAGGAGGGCAGAAUCCGGGGCUGGGGGCCGCACGUUGAGAGGGGAGGGGCCGGGGGCGGCCCCCUUGUGACCAGCCCUGAGGAGAGGUCAGGAGAGAAGGCUGGCUGGCUGAGGAUUGCCUGGACAGCAGCAGCUGCUGACGCUGUGAAUCACGCGCCUGGGGCCCAAGUCGCAGCUCAACUCCAGACGCCUUUCUCUGCCUGACGGUGAGCUGAUGGCCCAAAUUCGAGAAGCUUCCUUGCCCUCCGCCUUUUUCGUCUGCUGGAGCUCGUGAGGUGGGGGAGGAGCCUUGCCCGAGGAGGCGUCUGAAAAGGCGGGGGAGAUGGAGGACGAGGAGGCGGUGGAGGGGGCGGCGAAGGCUUGUGCAGGCCAGGAAACUGAGGAGAUGAAGCUGGAGCCAUUACAAGAGCGUAAGCCUGCGCCUGAGGAGAACUUGAUGUGGAGCAACAACUGCGGCGAGGAGAAGGUGCUCCCUUCAAUGCCCCCUCGCUGGCAGAGCAGCUCCUUGUCCCUUUGCCCACGCCGCAAGCCCCGCCCUCGGCCCCAGCUCCGGCCUCGCUCCCGAGGCCCUCCGGGGCCUUCAGCCCCACCCCCGACCCCUCCCCAUCCUCCCCCACUACCUCCGCGGCUCCGGCCCUGGCGCAGACCUCUGCGUAGAUCCCGGCAGGCACCCAGGACCCCAAUGCGGCAAAGCUGUUUUGGUGACUUAGGCAGCUCUGGGGAUCGAGGUGGCUUUGGGGACUGGCUGCUGGAGGUGGAGUUUGAUCAGGGUCCAGCAGGCUGCUGUCAUGUGGAGAGUUUUAAAGUAGUGAAAAACUGGCAGAAGAACCUUCGACUCAUCUACCAGCGUUUCGUCUGGAGUGGGACCCCAGAGACUAGGAAGCGUAAGGCAAAGUCGUGCAUCUGUCAUGUAUGUAGUACCCAUAUGAACAGACUCCAUUCUUGUCUCUCCUGUGUCUUUUUUGGCUGCUUUACUGAAAAGCAUAUUCAUAAACAUGCAGAAACAAAACAGCACAAUUUAGCUGUAGACCUCUAUCAUGGGGUUAUAUAUUGUUUUAUAUGUAAGGAUUAUGUUUAUGACAAAGACAUAGAACAGAUUGCCAAAGAAACAAAAGAGAAAAUUUUGAACUUAUUAAUUUCCACCUCAACAGAUGUUUCUCAACAACAGUGUAUGGAAUCAGGUGUUGAAGAGAAGCAAUCAACCUGUGAGUUAAAGGAACAGGAGCCAAAAUUGGUGAAGCCCAAGAAAAAGAGGAGAAAAAAGUCAGUCUAUACCGUAGGCCUGAGAGGGCUAAUCAAUCUUGGGAACACCUGCUUUAUGAAUUGUAUUGUCCAGGCACUUACCCAUAUUCCUCUACUGAAAGAUUUCUUUCUCUCUGACAAGCACAAAUGUAUAAUGACAAGCCCCAGCUUGUGUCUUGUUUGUGAAAUGUCUUCGCUUUUUCAUGCAAUGUACUCUGGGAGCCGAACUCCUCACAUUCCCUAUAAGUUACUGCACUUGAUAUGGAUCCAUGCAGAACACUUAGCAGGGUACAGGCAGCAGGAUGCCCAUGAGUUCCUUAUUGCAAUAUUAGAUGUGCUGCAUAGACAUAGCAAAGAUGAUAGUGUUGGGCAGGAAACCAGUAACCCCAACUGCUGUAACUGCAUUAUAGAUCAAAUUUUUACAGGUGGCUUGCAGUCAGAUGUCACAUGUCAAGCUUGCCAUAGCGUCUCCACCACAAUAGAUCCAUGCUGGGACAUCAGUUUGGACUUGCCUGGCUCUUGUGCCACAUUCAGUUCCCAGAGUCCAGAGAGAGCUGACAGCACAGUGAGUAGGAAUGACCACAUACCAGGAAUCCCCUCACUCACAGACUGCCUACAGUGGUUUACAAGGCCAGAACACCUAGGAAGUGGUGCCAAAAUCAAAUGUAGUAGUUGCCAAAGCUACCAGGAAUCUACCAAACAGCUCACAAUGAAGAAAUUACCCAUUGUGGCCUGUUUUCAUCUAAAGCGGUUUGAACAUUUAGGCAAACAAAGACGAAAGAUUAAUACUUUUAUCUCUUUCCCCUUGGAGCUGGACAUGACUCCAUUUUUGGCCUCCACUAAAGAGAACAGAAUGAAAGACAGCCAACCACCAACAGAUUGUGCGCCCAACGAGAAUAAGUAUUCCUUAUUUGCAGUGAUUAAUCACCAUGGAACUUUGGAAAGUGGACACUACACCAGCUUUAUCCGGCAGCAAAAGGACCAGUGGUUCAGCUGUGAUGAUGCAGUCAUCACCAAGGCUACCAUUGAGGACUUACUCUACAGUGAAGGGUAUUUACUGUUCUAUCACAAACAGGGUCUAGAGAAAGACUAGUCUUAUCAAACCACUUACCAGAACAAAGAAAGAAAGAAAUAGGCAAGGAUCCUGCUGUGAAACAAACCUGCCUACCUAUACAACAGUGAGCACCUCUUGAAAUAUCACUAAAACCUCCUGAAAUGGACAAUGACAACAGCACCUAUAUUACAGUUAGUACCUUGAUAUAAAGAACAUAUUUUACCAUGGCCUGUGGGAAAAAUGAAUACUAGCUAGUGACCAUUCAGCCUUAAAUGGGAGGAGGGAGGAACGGUCGAAAAUGGUCACAUAUAGCAUAAUUAAAAUGUUUUAGGUGGGGAGAUUGUGAAUAGAGAUGUUCUGGCGCUACUAUAUGUCAUUUGUUCUACAAAAAUAUUGUGGUAUUGUGGGAAGUUGGGGUAUUCAUCAGCAAAAAGCUUCACAAUUGGUGUUCCAGCUGUUGCUGACCAAGUAGUUUGGGAAAAAAAGAUAGUAUUUUGAAAGAAAAUUUUAAAAGCUUUAAAAGGAAAACUUUUAACACAUUUUUUAUUUUAAAACAAUGUUUUUAAAUGUUGAAAAAUUUUAAGUUAGAUAUUUUUAAAUGUUUUACAAUUGAAGUUUUUAAAUUUAAAACUUCAAAAUUAUUAGAAUAAGACUUAAAACGUUUUAGAAAUUCUUAGUUCUAAAAAGGUAAAAUGAAUAAAACAAGGAAAAAGAUUAAAAAUGAAAGUUUACUAAAAAUAGAGAAAAAUUCAGCUUUAAAAUUCAAAAGUUAUAAAAGAAAACUCUUAAAAGUUUAAAUGAAACAAUGUUAAUAUAAGUAAAUAUUAAAAUUAGAGCACAAAAUAUGUGUUGAAAAUCAAAGGAUAGCAAAAUUCAUGAAAGUUUAUUAAGAAAUAAAUUUUCAACAAAAUAUAGAAUGGAAUAAAAAUUUAAGUUUAGAGAAAAGUUUGAAAAGGGAUGUUUAAAACAAUUCAAGACAAAAAUACAAAAUUUAUUUAAAAAUUUAAAAUGUAAAAAAAAUCUAAAAAGGAUUAUUAGAGAAUAGAGGAUUUAAAAAUAUAUAAAGAACUUUAGACAAUUUGAAUUUGAGAGAUUUAAAUUAAAACCUUAAUAUUUAAAAAGGAUAAAAAUUUAAAACCAUUAAAAAUAACAUUUAAAUAAAAUCAAAUGAAAAAGUUAAAUAUAUUUAAAUAGAAAAAUGCUAAAAUUAAAAAGCUUAAAAGUUUUUUUUAACUUAAGCAUAUGAAAAUACAUACGGGUAUGAAAGAAGUAAAUGGAGGAGACAGGAAUAAUAAGACAAAGGUGUUUGUAAAUAUAUAUUUUUGAGUUUUAUGUUACACAUAAACAGAAUUUUGUAAGAAAAUGGACAUUAUAGUAACCAUCUUUUUACAAUUAAGUUGUGAGUUCACUGCAAGGCCUCAACCCUAGCCCGCCUUCCUCUUCUAGGUUCCACACCCCAUCUGAUUUCCUGAAGGAAGUAGAGCUAUUUCUUAGGCAGAAUCAACAGCAUCUGAGAAAGAUGAAUAUAGCAGGGACUCUCUCCCCUUUAGAACUGCAUUCAUACAAAUUAUUCCCUUCUGAAGAGGGGCUUUUGACAAUUUAAUGGCUUAGGGAUAUUAGAUCACAACUGUGAAGUUCUAGCCUUGAUGUUUGAGCCUGGUGGCCUGAUUGAGGAAGUGGCAGGGUUCCGUAUCUUAGGACCUCCCACCCUGCUUUCCCUCUUCCCUCUUCAUGGAGAAACAAGACCUUUAAGUUUCCACAGUAGAGCUAUGGGUUUGUGCUUGACUAUUCUACUUAUUCCUUACUUUCUCUUUUCCCUCUUAUUCCAUCAUUCAUGCCUGGUUCCCUGAACCCCUCAUUUACCUGACCUUACUUACAUCUCUUGAGUCCCAGCCUGUAGGACUCCUUCACUGUUUACUUGGUGGCUUCUAUUCCUCCUUCAAGAUUCAACUCACAAGUGACUUCUCUGGAGUCUUCCCUGAAUUCUGUAAGCAGGUAUUAAUUGGAAAAUUGUUUCUCCCUUACCUGUGUAUCCCUCUCACAGUGCCUCCAAAGUACUUUGUCUGUGAGUACCUCAGUGAUAGUACUUAUUCUACUGUGAUUCUACUGCAGCUUUGUGAUUGUCUGCCCCUUUGCACCAAGCAUUCUGAGAACAGGGGCCAAGCCUUAUUCAUUUCUGUGUUAAUAAAUUGUUGUUGAAUAUGGA
Phyllostomus discolor (pale spear-nosed bat) is the source of this 4634-nucleotide messenger RNA. RefSeq names its product ubiquitin specific peptidase 51 (gene USP51). The transcript is spliced from 2 exons. The record is from RefSeq and is a predicted model, not a curated record. Lineage: Eukaryota; Metazoa; Chordata; Mammalia; Chiroptera; Phyllostomidae. Gene Ontology annotation, molecular function: cysteine-type deubiquitinase activity; zinc ion binding. Gene Ontology annotation, biological process: protein deubiquitination. Bases 455 to 2467 code for a protein of 670 amino acids.